Molecule: messenger RNA, 2632 nt
Organism: Neocloeon triangulifer
Lineage: Eukaryota; Metazoa; Arthropoda; Insecta; Ephemeroptera; Baetidae
Gene: Rs1
Product: probable ATP-dependent RNA helicase DDX27
Exons: 11
Coding region: 152-2554 (800 amino acids)
Molecular function (GO): nucleic acid binding; ATP binding; RNA helicase activity
Source: RefSeq, a predicted model, not a curated record
GGAUUCAGUCAAGAUUCAGCUGAGCAUAGAAACCACGUGCGUUAUUCUGUAAACAUUUUCAGACUUCAGGUUGGAAAAUCGAAUUUGGUUGCUAUAGAAGCGGUAAAUGGAAUUUUGAUUAAGAGGGGCAGAGCUUAGUUACAUUGAAGCCAUGACUGGGAUUAUCAAAACCAUUACCGAGGACCAAGAAGUGCCGGACUUUUCCGAAGACUCCGACGACGAAGAAGAGUUUCAACCCAGCAAGCAGAGGAAAACAAAGAACUUGGACUUUGAUUCAGAAUUCAAAUUUGUGUCCAGUGUGUCCGAGUACAACAAAGAUUCUUGGGACGAUGUGUCUAAGUAUGUGAAAAGGAAAGCUAAAAACAAAUUGGACGAUAAAAUUGCCGAGAAGAGGAGGAAGUUUAAGAAAAGCGUCACUUCUCCCGAUGGCACAAUUGAAAUAAAAGACGAGGAUGACGAAGAAGGAGAAAAUAAUGAGCAAGAAGAUGAUAACGUUGACGAGGAGGACGACAGCGACGUUCUUUCUGAUGAUGAUCUCAAGAGAGACACAAUCAAAGAGAAAAUUAGAAAAGGCAAGAGAAAGGUAGAGCCAGAACUUCAAAUUUUUGAGGAUGCCCCUACAACUGAGGAGCAUACAUCGUUUUAUCAAAUGAACUUAUCUCGGCCACUUCUGAAAGCAAUUGCUGCAAUGAAUUUUGUCCACCCGACACCAAUUCAAGCUUCAGCAAUUCCUGUCGGACUUCUAGGCAGAGACAUUUGUGGCUGCGCGGCCACAGGAACAGGAAAAACAGCAGCGUACAUGUUGCCGACCCUUGAGAGGCUCCUCUUCAAACCAAGAGGAUCUGCCGCUGUUACACGAGUGCUGGUUUUAGUUCCUACUCGAGAGUUGGGUGUCCAAGUAUACCAGGUGUCUAAGCAAUUGUCCCAGUUUACACAAGUUGAAAUCGGACUGGCUGUUGGUGGUUUGGAUGUCAAAGCUCAGGAAGCUGUGCUCAGGAAAAAUCCUGACGUUGUUAUUGCAACACCUGGACGAUUGAUUGACCACUUGAAAAAUACUCCAUCGUUCACUUUAGACAGCAUUGAAAUUUUAAUUUUGGAUGAGGCUGACAGGAUGCUGGACGAGUAUUUUGCUGAACAGAUGAAGGAGAUUGUUAAGCAGUGCAGUCGCACCCGUCAGACAAUGCUAUUUUCAGCUACUAUGACUGAAGCUGUCGAAGACUUGGCUGCAGUUUCCCUGGACAAACCAGUCAGGAUUUUUGUUGAUACCAACACAGAAGUGGCGCUCAACUUGCGACAAGAAUUCAUUAGGCUUCGAGAAGGAAGGGAAGGGGAUAGAGAGGCCAUUCUUGCUGCUUUGAUUUUGCGAACAUUCCGUGACCAUGUGAUGGUUUUUGUCCAAACGAAGAAGCAAGCACACUACCUGCACAUUGUGCUGGGGCUUCUGGGGGUCAAAGUUGGAGAAUUGCAUGGAAAUCUAACACAGCCUCAGCGUCUUGAAGCUCUGAAGAAAUUCAAGGAUGAAGAGUUGGAUGUUCUUGUUGCCACUGACGUUGCUGCUCGAGGUCUGGAUAUCAGAGGAGUGAAGACGGUCAUAAAUUUUGUAAUGCCAGCAACCCUUGAGCACUACAUUCACAGAGUUGGCCGUACUGCUCGUGCUGGACGCUCAGGAGUUUCGGUUUCUCUAGCUGGUGAGGCAGAGAGAAAGCUUGUUAAAGAAGUGGUCAAGAAAGCAAAGAACCCAGUGAAGAGCAGAACCAUCCCUGCUGAGAUCUUGGACAAGUACAGAAAGAAAGUGGCAGAAAUUCAGCCGGACGUGGAUGAGAUUAUGAAAGAGGAAAAGGCCGAAAAGACCCUGGAGUUUAUUGAAAACAGAGCUAACAGAGCAGAGAAAAUUCUUAAAAAUGAUAAGGCUUCUGACGAACAAACAAGGAGUUGGUUCCAAACUAAGGAUGAACGCAAAAAAGAAAAGAAGCGCUUGCAGCUUGAAGAGAAGAUGCCUGGCCCUCAAAAGAAAAAGAAGAAAGAUUCUGAUGAUGAUGACGAUAGUGAGGUAGAAGAGAAGAAACCAAAGGAAACAAAGAAAGGAGGCAAAAAGAAAGAAACAGCCGAUGACAGAGUCGAGAAAGAGUUGCAGAAAGUAAUGCUUCUCCAAGCUCGUAUGGCAAAGAAGAGCCAAAAGCUAAAACGCAUCAGUGCUGUUGACGAUUCCAACGGAUUUUCUAAAGGAAAAUUGGGUGGAAAAGGCAAAAAGAGAAAAUCAUCCUCGUUUGAAAAUGACCUCACCGACACAAGUCGUAAAGGCGUCAAACAGGCUAGAUAUGUGGCAAAUGCGCAGCAGAAAUUGGAAGAAAGGUCUCGAAAGAAAUUUGGGAACACGAGUAAGCCCGAAGGAAGAGGAGGCAGUUCUAGAGGACGAGGUGGCAGUUUUGGAGGGAGAGGAGGCAAACCUGGAGGACGAGGUGGCAGUUCCGGAGGAAGAGGAUUUAGUUCUGGGGGAAGAGGUGGAAAGUCCCCAGGCAGAGCUGGAGGAAGGGGAGGGAAGCAAAGAAGAUAAACCUGUUUAUAAAUUACUAUAAAUAUAUAUUCUCGUGCAGAAUUCAAACUUAUCAAAAAUAUUUCAAUCAAUAUAUCA